Xylaria bambusicola is the source of this 1116-nucleotide messenger RNA. RefSeq names its product CobW/HypB/UreG. The record is from RefSeq and is a predicted model, not a curated record. NCBI's taxonomy places the organism in Eukaryota, Fungi, Ascomycota, Sordariomycetes, Xylariales, Xylariaceae. Gene Ontology annotation, cellular component: cytoplasm. The transcript has a single exon. The coding region runs from base 1 to 1116 and encodes 371 amino acids.
AUGGCGCCCAUCCCCAUCACCAUUGUCACCGGUUUUCUCGGCUCCGGUAAGACCACGCUGCUGCUCAACCUCGUCCCGCAGCUGCGCGCCACCAACCCGGCCUACCGCCUUGCGCUCCUCAAGAACGAAUUCGGAGACGUCGCCAUCGACUCCCAGCUCGCUGCCAGUAGCGCCGUGUCAGGUGUCCAGGAGCUACUCAACGGCUGCAUCUGCUGCAAUCUUGUCGGCCAGCUAGGCCCCGCCCUCGCCGAGCUCCGCGACACCGUCCGCCCUGACCGUAUCGUCAUCGAGACCUCGGGCUCUGCCUUCCCCGCAACCCUCGCCAUCGAGGUAAACCGCAUUGCGCGCGAGACCGGGGGCUUGUAUGUCCUCGACGGCGUUGUGAGCGUCAUCGACGUGGAGAAUUGGUCCGGGUACGAGGAUACUAGUUUCACCGCUCGGCUCCAGGCUCGCUAUACCGACCUCAUCAUCUACAAUAAAUGGGAGACUUGUGAUGAACGCCGCCUGGAUGAAGUGAGAGACCGUGUUGGCGAUCUGGAGGUCGUCAUUCCCUGGAUAAAGAGUGAUAAGGGCCGCGUUCCUGUCGACAUCAUCUUUGGCAUUGACGGAGGACUCGCGCGUGCCUUGACCGAGGGCGAUUUAGCUGCGAAUAGCAAUGAGGACAACGGACACGGCCAUGGUCAUGAUCACCAAUCCGAAGUCGAGGUUCUCUCGGUCACGCUACGGGGCCCUGAAUCCGCUGUUGUCGACGAACACAAGCUCAUGGUGUUGCUUAAGACAGCCCCUAAGGAUGAAGUGUAUAGGAUUAAAUCGGUGUUAACGAUGCCGUCAUCAGCGCAGAUUUACGAUUCGGAUCAAAAUAAUUCUACGUCGACCCUACCGUCAGAUUUACCCACGUGCACCAGGCAAAUCCUAAACUGGGCUUUUGGGCGAUGGACUUUCACACCUAUGGCGAAGUCUAUUAAUGAGCAUCAUUCCAGUGACGGGGUGAUUCUGCGCAUGACUCUCAUUCUCGCUUGUUACGAAAGCGCGAAGUGGAAAAAGAAGCUAGAAGCGGGCGGGUUGCUGGAGCUAACUGGCGAGUCAGGCGAGCUGACCGUAACAAGAAUUGCGUAG